Messenger RNA from Pseudonaja textilis, 4345 nucleotides. It is a transcript of the gene CHST14, whose product is annotated as carbohydrate sulfotransferase 14. Gene Ontology annotation, molecular function: sulfotransferase activity. NCBI's taxonomy places the organism in Eukaryota, Metazoa, Chordata, Lepidosauria, Squamata, Elapidae. Gene Ontology annotation, cellular component: membrane. Gene Ontology annotation, biological process: carbohydrate biosynthetic process; dermatan sulfate proteoglycan metabolic process. The record is from RefSeq and is a predicted model, not a curated record.
CAUUAUGAUCAACUUGAAUAGCCAGUUUCCCCGGCCUAUCCUACAGAAAGAGGCUGAGGAGCUUUAAAAGCUCAAUUUCUGUAAGGAAGAAACAGGAACGAAAGCCUGGAAUAAACUGGGAUUCUUUCUCUUUUUUUCUGGAAAGCCUGGAAUAAACUGGGACUGACAUCUCACUCUGCUGCCCAGAGGGAUCUGCAGGCAAUCAUAUGAAAGGAGGAAAGCAGUUGAGUAUACGUUGUCUUUCGCCUGUUCACUUAUACUCUGAGCGUUCUCCCCAGGAAGUCUGCAAAUGCUGCAGCUACAAAGAGAAAGAGGAGGGGUAAAUAGGCUCCAAUUGCAGGAAUAGGCCCUCCCUGCCAAGCCGUCACUGCCGGCAGCCGCCCUUCCUGAUUUUGCAAAAAAAUUAGCCCAUCCAAUCUUUUUCAGCAGCUGCCCUGCAGGCACAAAGAAAAAAGUCUGGGAUCUCCCAUUUUCUUUCUUUUGUCUCAUGGACUAUGCCAGCUCACCAAUUUAGGAGCCCUACUGUUGCUUCACUGAAGACAUCUGUUGAGCUGAACUGGGCCAGACUAAUUAAAGCAGCUGCCAACAGCACUACUAUUGAUAUAAAGCCUUCGUCUCCAAUCCAUCCAAAGCAACGUCAGUGGCAAUAGCAUAUUUAGCCUCAAAUUUCUGCUGCCACCACCUGAGAUUCCAGACCAUGUUUCCACAGCCCCUGCUACUUUAGUGACAAGAACUAAAGAGAUGGGUGUGACUUCGGUGCGUCGGACAACCUUGUCUAUCAAGAAUCGUUCUCGUGGUACCAGUAACACUAUGCUACUGCCUUCCAUGUUGAUGUUUGGUGUAAUUGUGGCAUCUAGUGGCUUACUCCUCAUGAUUGAGAAGGGAAUUUUGGCUGAGAUGAAGCCCCCACCCCUCCACCCCUCUGCUAAAGAAAUGUUUUGGAGAACUGGCAGUAGGAAAACAGCAAGAGAUAUGGAUUACCAAGUGCUCCAGGACAUCCGAAAUAGGACAAUCCAUACCAUUUGCAGACAAAAAAACAUGCCCCGCACCAUUUGGGAUCUGUCAGCAGGCCAGAGGAGGACAGUGCUCAAACAUAUCCUGGUUAGUGACAAACAUCGUUUUUUAUACUGUUAUGUUCCCAAAGUGGCUUGCUCCAACUGGAAACGGAUUUUGAAAGUUUUAGAUGGUGCAUUGGAGAAUGUAGAUAUUAAACUUAAGAUGGAUCACAAAAAGGAUUUAGUUUUUUUAAAUGACAUGAAACCAGAUGAGAUUCGUUAUCGAUUAAACCACUAUUUCAAAUUUGUGUUUGUCAGAGACCCAAUGGAAAGACUUUUGUCUGCUUAUAGGAAUAAAUUUGGUGAGAUUAAAGAAUAUCAGUUAAAAUAUGGUUUAGAAAUAGUCAAAAGGUAUAGGAAAAACAUUGGAAAAAGCAUGGGUGAUGAUGUCACCUUUUCUGAAUUUCUCCGGUAUCUCAUAGAUGAAGAAACAGAAAAAAUGAAUGAACAUUGGAUGCCAAUUUACAACCUGUGUCAACCCUGUGCUGUAAAGUAUGAUUUCAUAGGAUCCUAUGGGAGACUUGAAGAAGAUGCCAAUUUUGUUCUUGAAAGAGUACAAGCACCAUCCUUUAUACGUUUCCCAGAAAGGCAAGCAUGGUAUAAGCCUGUAAGUCCGGAAACUCUGCAUUAUUAUAUGUGUAAUACUCCAAAAGAACUUAUAAAACAGCUAUUACCGAAAUAUAUUCUGGAUUUCUCUUUAUUUGCAUAUUCCCUUCCAAAUGUUACUAGUGAGUUUUGCAGGCAAUGAAAGUUUCUUUUGUGAAGCAAACUGUAUCCUAUGCAAUUUUUUCUAAUUUCAUGGUUUCCUUUUAAUACUUUUGAUAACAUUAUGAGUUUACUAUACAUGCUAUCUUAAAAAAAAAGCUUUAAAUUUUAUACUAUAUACAUAAAGAUAUACAUCAUUGAACUAAGCACAGCAUUAUUAUUUGAACAGUGUUUUGUGUACAUUAGAAACAAGGCAUUUUUGUAAUUGCAAAAUAGCAACUGUAGGACAGUAAGUUUUAGGAAGAUUGCAAAACAGGAGGAGGACCAUAAAGUAAUAAAAACUAGGCUUGUACAGAGAAACCAGAAAAACAUGCUGGAUGUGCACCAUUUCAUGUUUACUAAUACAAAUGUGAAGACAGCAGUUUCACACAAUAUUGCAUUAAAAUAUAGUGACAGGAUUUUUAAAAUAGCUAGUAUAGCUAUUAAGGCAGAUAGUAGCCCUAAUAUUUUUGAAAGCAAGUCACAUCCUGUUUGUUAGACAUACUUCCAUAUAACAAGCAAAAGAUCAGGAUUUAAAUUAAAUACAAUUUACAUAAUGGCUUAAAAUAUUUAUCAGAGCUGGUAUGAACACUGAAAUAUAAGGCCAUUAAUAAAGCUGGUUGAAAUUUAAUUGUCUAAAAUGCAACUCAACGUUUAGAAGGGAAAGGUAGGAAGAGUGAAGAUAUGAGUUUGUAUUUGCAAUUCAAACUGUGUAUCUAUAUGUACUUUAGGUUCCCAUGAUGGACAUUGUAUUUUUCUUACUAUGAUAGUUUUGUAGGCUACGAUGACUUUUUAUUUCUGUAUUGAAUGUAAACUUGGGUGUACUUUAUUUGUGAAAGAAAAUAUCUUUUAUAUAAUCUCUCAGGAUUUACUUCUUGUAAACUGUUACAGUUUUGUUAGCAGCCUGAUUAUUCAGAUCAUUUGUUAAAUUUUGACUAUCUACUCGAAUCCUUGAUUGUUUAUGACAUCGUAUGACAUCAUUUCAUUUCCUGGAAAGAAUAAAAAGCAAUGAGGUUGUACACUGGACAGUUAUGUGUAUCACUGAACUGCCUUUGCCACAGAAACAUGAAUAUUGUCAGAUACAAUAGUAGAAGAUACUAUAUCAUAUAAUAUUCAAUAUUUUGUGCAUGGACUGGAGGACUCCCAUCUUCAAGCAGAAAAAGUGUCUAGGAUUAACAAACAAUAGCUUUAAUUUUCAGAUGAUUAUACUUUUUCCAUUUUUAAAAAAGUGUAAUUGUUUACUUGGAAUUGUAUUUUGCCUUUUACUAUGCAUUUUUAAAGUAAAAAAAUAAAAAAAAACUUACCAUUAUCAUUUGAAGAGAUUCUUCUCAUCUUUUAUCUUUGUUCAACUAGUUGUAUGUAGAUACUGUGAUUAGAAAUUAAAUAAACUAUGUGUCAAAAUGGGUGUGGAAUAUGCCUAGUUCACUGAACCAUUGGUAGUUCAGCAUAGCCCACCCAUGUCUUAAAUCCUUGGCGAAAAGGCACCACCUACUAUCCAUGCACUACUGAGAAAAGUUGUGAAAACUGAAACAAUUUAAAAAGUGACAAAACAUGAGUUUUGAUCCUGCAAGAUUUGUAUGCUCAAGUUUCCUUUGAUUACACAAUGUCAUCUCAGGAUUCCAGAAGUAGCCUUUCCUAUAGUCGUGCCUACCUAUUGGAAUGAGGUUCUCCCUGAAAUUUUGAUGAAACACAUUCUUCAAUUGUUUAGAAAAGCCAUUAAGAGCUCUUCACUCAGUCAUCUGCAAUAUAUGCUUGCCACCUUUUAAAAUUUUUUAUUGUAAUUUGAUUGUGAACUGCUGAAUGCUUUGGGAAUCCGGGUAUGCAAAUUUAAUAAAUAAAAAUAAGGCUUUCAUAUCUUCUCUUGACACUAUUGGUCACAUUAGCUAUAUAUUACUAUUAGAAUCAUAAGUAGCAUAGUUGAAUUCCAAUGGUGGACAUGAUCAGAUAAUGUUUUAUGUUUUUUGAAAUCAUUUGAAUGUAUUAAACUGGCACACAUUAUAUAAACUGGGUCUAUUAUACUUUUGUAAACAUUCAUUUAUGCUUCAGUUAUCUGAUAAAACAGAGGACCAUCCUUAAAGAUAUUGUCUCCAUCAUAGUAAAUGUUUUUUAAAGAAUACUUUCUUAUCUUCAAUCAUGAUCAUUAUAAGCCUGAUCUGACCUGAACUUUGUGAGGCACUGUGGUAAAAUUGGGAAAUUCAUGGAAGAUAUAUUACAUAUAGUCAGGAGAUAUAAAGCUCCUGGUAACUUAUCUUUUAAAUAACAACACAGAUAGGAGGAAACCUAGGAAGAAACAUUUCAAAUUAUUCAAGGAGAUACCACCUUAAUGAGCUGGCUAAUAUGAGGAUUAAUAAUUCACUUUCUCUUUUCAAGACUGUAUUCAGGAUAUCUCUAAGUCUAUAGUUCCUACAUCUUGAACUUGUCCAGCUGUGUGGGGCUUUAUAAAUAUAAACUUUACAGUGAACCUAUAAUAAUAUGCGGUAUAAUAAUCACAAUGUUCAAUUUCUAUGGAACACCAAAAAGUGGGACACCUAAAGGGCAUGCAUAAA